GGCACCCUGAGAAGGGCGGGGCUAGAGAGAGAGAUUGGGAAUCACGCCUGGGCUGCCACUGCGCAUGUGCGGGGCCUUGUUAGAACGUUGGUGGCGUGGCGUCUCUUGACACAGACUCUGGGGACUCAGAGCGGCGGAAGGAGGAUUUGGACUAUGAGGAUUAACCAGAAUACUGUAUUGCAAGGGAAGAGGGUGACCCUAGUACCAUACACCUCUGCUCAUGUGCCAAGAUACCAUGAAUGGAUGAAAUCUGAAGAGCUACAACGUCUGACUGCAUCUGAACCACUAAGCCUUGCACAGGAAUAUGAGAUGCAGUGCAGUUGGCAGGAAGACACGGACAAAUGCACAUUCAUAGUACUUGAUACAGAUAAGUGGUCUAGGCAGAGAGCCACAGAGGAGGAGUGCAUGGUUGGAGAUGUAAAUUUGUUCCUCACAGAUUCUGAAGAUCCAACAGUGGGAGAAAUUGAAAUCAUGAUUGCAGAGCCCAACUACCGUGGCAGAGGCUUUGGCAAGGAAGCCACACUAAUCAUGAUGUCUUAUGGAAUGACACAUCUUGGACUUACCACCUUUGAGGCUAAAAUUGGAUUGGAAAAUGAAACCAGUAUUGGCAUGUUCAAAAAGAUUCAUUUUAAAGAGGUGGGAGUAAAUAAUAUCUUUAAAGAAGUGGUACUGAGAAUGAUUGUGAAUGAAGAAGAGAGGCAGUGGCUGCUUCAACAAACUAGCCAUGUGGAUGAAAAAAAUUACAGUCUCAUGAAACUACAGACUCAGAUUUGUGACAGCUGACAAGGCUGAUCUUCCUUUAUUUGGACUGUUGAAGGAUGGGACUGUCUUCAUUCAAACUCAAAUUCAUGGGCUCACUCCACAGCAUUUGUGAUAGACAGACCGACAGGAGAGAAGGCUAUAUUGGAUCAUAAUUCAAACUGUCUUGUUAUUACUCAACAUAUUCUGGUUACAUCCUGUAAAAAUGAGAAAUCAGGAACAACUACACCGACGUCCAUAAUCCCAGUUGAAAACAAUAUAAUUAGUGCUCCACAUUUCUGGUGGUUAGGGGCGUAGAACCUCAGAAAAACUGAAAAAAAUACAAAUACAGUGAGCAGCACCAAAGAUGCCAGCAAGGCCUGGGUGUGAGGCGCACGCUCCUCAGGCUUAUAGAAUCACAGUAUCAUAGAGUCAGAAUUGACCACAAGGGCCAUCCCAGUCUAACCCCCUGAGUAACAGGAAUUCACAAUAAAGUUCUCCUGAAAAAUGGGGCCGCCAGACAAACCAGGCUGGCCCAGUUGCCGCAGGGAAGAGCCGCGGCAUUUCCCAGGCCCAGGCGGCCCCCAGCAUCCCUGGCACAAGGAUGCCAGGGCCAGGAUUGACCCGGGCAGGCGGAAGGGGAGGCACUUCCGGCCCAGCACUGCGGACUACAGGUCCCAGCAUGCCUCAAGACCCGGAAGUGCCCCUGAUUGGGUAGUGUCAUAACACGGCGCCACCUGGGAUUGGAUGGGAGGCCGGGAGGUGGGACUGCCCCUCCUUCCCAGCCUCCCAUUAGACGCCUGGCCUAUUUAAGGCCACGCGGCGCCCAGGCCAGCGCCACUGCCACGAGGCUUGCCAGGGAGGAGGACGCCUGGAGGAAGAGUGCAGCGGGACGGCAGAGGAGCACCUUUAGGACUGCCGCCACUGCUGCCCCAACCCAAGCACGGCAGUGCGCCCUCCCCCUCCUGGGGUUCCGGCCGCUGAGGCGUGCUGCACCCGAGCGGCCCGGUUUAAUAAUAUUUAAUAAUAAUAAUUAUUAUUAUUUAUUUCUAACCCGCUUUUCCAAUAGAUCCCCCUUGCUUGGACAGGGCCAAACAGGCGAGCCUCCCUCAUUGCUUGGGCCACAGGUUCCUCCUGCCCACACACCCCGCCUCUGCAUAGGGUGCCUAUUGGGGGGCCUCCCCUCCAGAGCAGGGUAGUUUCUUGGCCUGCAUUAUAUUUAUUUACAGUACUCCACUGAGUUUAUUUCAUAUUGAAGUGCAAAACUGGCAGCUGAAUGCAUAUUAUCUGCAAUAUUCAUAUCCACAUUCUGUCCACCUCUGGAGGCUUAGAUAAGGGAAAGACACAUCAUCUCAUUUCUUAUAUAUUUAUUGGCAAGAGUAGCAUUUGUUUCACUUAUGAUUUGCUCAUCUGUUCCAUGUGCAGACGUACAGGAACUCACACUUUUGGCUUCUCAUAUUCCAAGAUUACAUGCCAAAGCCAAAGGUGUGGAGGUUUUUCGUCUCCUUUUUGCUUUUUAACAUUUUUUAAAAUAUUGUUAUAGCAAUAUUUGGCAAAAACAUAGACAUUUCUUUAAAAGUAGUAAGACUAUGUCAAUGAAAAAUACUUCUUUUCUUGAAUAUUAAGAGGAGUCUCUAGAAGUAAUUUCACAGCACAGCUUUAAAAAACAAACAGAUGCUGCCCCUUUGACUGCAAACAGGGUAUAGCUGAGUGAUUUUAGAAAGAACAAGUGUUUCUGUCUGAAUGCUUGUUCUCUUCACCAAGUACAGUGUUCACUAAAGUCUGUUUGAUCCAGCAUACAUUCUUGUUUAGCACAAAAGGAAGGAAGGGUAAUCUAAAUGCUGCAUUUAGUUACAGAUACAUUGCAGUAAACCAAGUUCUGCAUCUUGAAACUCAAACCUUUCUGUCAUUCAUCUCAGCUUAGCCUGCUACUGAUCACUAUAUGCACACAGUCUAAAAUGGGAAGAAAAGAUGGGCAAAGCAUUACACUAACGUUGCUCUAGUAACUUAGCUAAUAUACAAUUGAUAAUAGAAAAAGGAGAAGGAAUGCAACAAAACAGGUAUGAAAAAAAGGUUUUGCAGAUUUUUUUUAUUUGUGCAUGUUUUUCAGGUGAAAAGGGUUAAUGUCUACAGCUUCUAUGGUGCCCAGCGGUCAGCAUACAAAAAUGUAAAAGACUAUUCACAAAUAAAAACAUAAGCCCAACCUA
Sceloporus undulatus (fence lizard) is the source of this 2945-nucleotide messenger RNA. RefSeq names its product N-acetyltransferase 9 (putative) (gene NAT9). NCBI's taxonomy places the organism in Eukaryota, Metazoa, Chordata, Lepidosauria, Squamata, Phrynosomatidae. The record is from RefSeq and is a predicted model, not a curated record. Bases 154 to 783 code for a protein of 209 amino acids. The transcript has 7 exons. Gene Ontology annotation, biological process: protein acetylation. Gene Ontology annotation, molecular function: N-acetyltransferase activity.